CUAGACAAUGAUACUCAUUGCAGGCCACAAUCAUUUCGACAAUUUACUUGAAACGAUUCAGUAUCACAAAUUACAACUUGUCAGAGCCUAUGUACCAUAAUUUAUACUUCAAGUUGCAAAAUGUUCUACCCAUCCUACUUCUUGUUACUUUAGGAUUCUUAUUUUUGUCCGGAAUUGAAGCUCAAAUUGAUGAGUCCAUCAUACCCGACGGGAACUAUCUGCUAGGCAGUUUGUCACAAGUGGCCGUGUUUUUGACAUCUUUGCAAGAAAUGACCCAAAAUCCAAUGCGGCUCGGCAAUGUCACAUCGGAAAGAUGGAUGGCAGAAUUCCCUUUACAACAAGUUUGGACAAUUACGAAAUCCCCAUAUUACCCCGAUCAAGGCGAUUAUCAGUUACGUUAUAUUCGGACUCAUGGUGAAUAUGGAAUGAACAAUGUUGACUUCGAAUUACCACCUGGAAGUUCUUUUCCAGUUUAUCAUUUCUGGCGAGUAAUUGAUGUUGAAGGAACCAAUUUAGUUCAACUUAGAAGCGUCCUUCAGUUUGAUUGGGAUGGCGUUGGAGAACAGUGUUUGAAACAUAAUGGCAAUGGAACUGAUGCAACUUUUGAGGAAUGCGACACUCAAGAUUGGACACAACAUUGGAUUUAUAUAGAUCCCGUAAGUCUCGGAUCCGUGGUUGAGCAAACAGACUAGUAGGCUCCAGAUGGUAAAAAUUGUCCAAUUAAUUAAUUGAUGGAAUCGGGAAAAAUUUAACUGUAUCAUCAAGUUGUAAACCACGAUAAGCUGAAUAAUUCAACAGAUCCAGCAUAUUUUAAAUUCCAUUUUGGUUAACAAUAAAAAAAGCUUUUAAAAACUUUCAUAGC
Messenger RNA from Folsomia candida, 862 nucleotides. RefSeq lists its product as uncharacterized. Bases 90 to 692 code for a protein of 200 amino acids. The transcript has 4 exons. The record is from RefSeq and is a predicted model, not a curated record. Lineage: Eukaryota; Metazoa; Arthropoda; Collembola; Entomobryomorpha; Isotomidae.